Messenger RNA from Alosa sapidissima (American shad), 2002 nucleotides. RefSeq lists its product as uncharacterized. The transcript has 2 exons. Lineage: Eukaryota; Metazoa; Chordata; Actinopteri; Clupeiformes; Clupeidae. The record is from RefSeq and is a predicted model, not a curated record. Bases 488 to 1096 code for a protein of 202 amino acids.
UAUAAAGGUAAUUCAGAAGGUACUUUACAGACGGUCCCUAAGUAGGUCGGCUGGGAGCAAGUAGACGGGCCAUCUGUUUGUACACUGUCUGCAAACACGGGGUGAAACCGGCCGCAUUAAAAAAAAUGAAUAUCUGUCGAAUAUCCGAAUAUCAAACUAACUUCACCUCGGUAUGCAGCGCCCUCACAUGAAAUCUGAGGAGGAACUGCAUCCAGUCUAGAAACAGGAAGUAACCAGACAGUGCCAAUUCUCUCUGGUUUGAACAACUUUUAUGACGUGACGUUUCUUGGGCAUUUAGCUUUCCUAUCAUGUCACCAUAGCGUUGUAUGCGCAAUGCCCAUUUGGCUAUGGCUCAAAGUGUUGUUUUACUUUAAAAAGGGCAGCACAAGUGGAUAUAGUGCGACUGCUUCCCCAAAACAAUUGCUCCAUAACUGGAUUUAAUCGUUUGAUAUGUGGAUAACUUUAAGGGGACUAAACAAAUAAAAGAAUGGGAAACGCUGCCCUUAGCAUUCACCACCCCACCAGUCUGGAGCAUGACAUCCCUUACCUGGAGCACGGAAAGGUGGUGGACUCGACCGCCAGCACGCUCUGCCUGGAGAAGAGUGGUGGUGCGGUAGUGGGGUGUGGAGGCCGAGUCGUCUUCAAGAAGACCGCAUCUGACAGCCAGUGGACGUACAGGGCUUCCGAACGGAUCUCAGACUGUAAAAUCGGCGACGAAAUAACCGUCCUCGCAUCGGACCAAGCGGAGGCGGACACUCAGAUAGCGGCGAGGUUUGGCAUGUCGUUGUCUGAAGUGCGGGAGAGUGUGACUCUUAUCAAAAGCACGAUUGGUGAUUCUAGCGCCUACUCGGAGCUCUACUGCUAUGUUGAUUACAAUGUGAAGAGCAGCGGGAGGCACGAGUGGACGAGGAACGACCUGUACCUCAAGGCUACGCACCGCUGGGCCGAGAGCUCGGAGAUGGUCAUCGAUAUUACUUUCCUGACUGAGGAGGAGAAAGAGAUCGAGAAAGAGAAGCAAAAGGAGAUGGCUGAAACGAUGAGAAAUGUGAUAUUUAUGUUCGGAAAUAAUACGACUGAUGUAACUAGAAAAACAUGAUAUUUCAAACACUGUAAAAGGGUUUGAACAUUCAACAACAACUGUAGUAUUUUUAAUAUUGUAGAAAAACUAGUAUUCUUUUUCCUCGAGCAUGAAAAUAAAAUUUGUGCCAUAACUUUGAAACUGCAAAAUGCAUGCUUCGUAUCCAAAUGUCUAGCCUAUUAGGCUUUGAAGACAGAGCAGCUUAUUUUCUUGCAUGCUUCAUAUGGGCUCUGGGCUUGCUUGUCCUCUGAGUUCGCUAUGCACCUGAAACCGGUCUUUACUACAUUUGUUCUACAAUAUUAACUGAAAUUACAGUAUGUAAGUAACAUACAGUAGGCAAGAGCAAUGUGUUUAUCAACAUUUUCCUUAGCCUAUCGUUUCUGUUUUACAAUGUUAACUGAAAUUACAGUAUGUAAGUAACAUAGGCAAGUAGCAAUGUGUUUAUCAACAUUUUCCUUAGCAUAUCAUUUCUGUUUUGUUUCGAUGCUUAAUGAGAAUGUUACAUGUCACGCAAAUGACAGGAUGCCUAAACACUCUAAUUGAGUACUAUAUGAGUUUAGCUUUUCCUGUGUAGCCCGUGGCUUACAAUACUUUAUCAAUGUGUGACCUGCAGCUUAGGAUACUUUAUCAAUGUGUGGCCUGCGUCUUACAAUACUUUAUUAAUGUGUGGCCCGCGGCUUACAAUACUUUAUCAAUGUGUGGCCUGCAACGGAAGUGACAUUACCCAACAUCGCUUACAGCACCAUUAAUAUUCUAUGAAGAUCUGUCUGGACCUGUAUGGGGACUAACAAUACCUUUAAUAGUCUAUACAGAUCUGUAUGGAGACUAACUAUGCCUUUAAUAGUCUAUAAAGAUCUGUAUGGAGACUAACUACACCUUUAAUAGUCUAUAAAGAUCUGUAUGGACCUGUAUGGAGACUAACUA